Carica papaya (papaya) is the source of this 635-nucleotide messenger RNA. Lineage: Eukaryota; Viridiplantae; Streptophyta; Magnoliopsida; Brassicales; Caricaceae. The record is from RefSeq and is a predicted model, not a curated record.
AUGAAUUCAGAAUUGAUUGAUGGAGUAUUGGAGAAUUCACUGAAACAGGAUGAGAAGAAGCUCAAGCUCUUCUACUGGAGGAGCUCAUGUUCCGAGCGGGUUCGUAUUGCGCUUAACUUGAAAGGGAUAAAGUACGAGUACGUACCGGUGAACUUAUUGAAGGGGGAGCAAUUCAGUCCUGAUUUUACGAAGCUCAAUCCUCUUGGCUUUGUGCCUACCCUGAUGGAUGGCGAUGUUGUUGUGUCUGACUCUUUGGCUAUUAUAAUGUAUUUGGAAGAGAAGUACCCCGAGCAUUCGCUGUUACCACAGGAUCUUCAGAAAAGGGCCAUUAAUUACCAGAUCGCAAGUAUGGUUUCCUCAAGCAUACAGCCUUUUCAGAAUCUAGUUGUACUGAAGUACAUCGAGGAAAAAAUCAAUUCUGCUCUUGAGAAGCUGUUAGCAAAUUAUGCUGGAAGAUAUGCAACUGGUGAUGAAGUUUUUCUGGCUGAUCUGUUUCUAGCUCCACAGCUUGAUGGAGCGAUCAAAAGGUUCAACGUGGAUAUGGUAAUCUUCAACCCUGGGCCCACCAUGGUCAUCCAUGUCCAUACAUUGUAUGUGUUAUAACAUGGACAUGAAAAUAAUCUUAAUUAAAAUAA